AGGAACUGUCUUCGUUCCAUUUGAGGUUACUGAAUACAUUGCCUAUGGCAUCUGAUAAAGAUCAGCUGAAAAGCAAACCUUUGAAGAAAGGUGCCAGCCAAGGAAAGAUGGACCCCAUGCAGCGUGCCAGACACUUGGCUUACGUGCAGCCCAGCAAAUCGGUAGCAGCAUCAAUAGCCGUCACCCAGAACCGGCUGAAGGAGCAUGCCCUCAGGUCCCAGUCAGAGACACAAAAACGGAUCCCAGACCUCGACCAAGAGAGGCAAGCCAAGGUGGUGGGCCAGCUGAAGGCCGCAGAAGCUCGAAACCGAAUCCGCCUCAUGAGAUUCCGCUUCCAGUACAUGAGAGCUCAGGAACUGAACAAUCUCAUCUCCCUCCAACCUACUGCCCUGGAUGCCAUCAGACUGGAAGUAUUCCUGCCACCUAGGGCACGUGCAGUAGACACGUGUGACACAUUACAACGCUUUCAGAGGGAACAUAUAGAGAAUCUCCUAAAGGAUGAACGAGGACUCCUCACUAAUCGUAUCCCAUGA
This is a messenger RNA of Nanorana parkeri, 533 nucleotides long. RefSeq names its product LKAAEAR motif containing 1 (gene LKAAEAR1). The coding region runs from base 45 to 533 and encodes 162 amino acids. Lineage: Eukaryota; Metazoa; Chordata; Amphibia; Anura; Dicroglossidae. The transcript is spliced from 3 exons. The record is from RefSeq and is a predicted model, not a curated record.